Dermochelys coriacea (leatherback sea turtle) is the source of this 4808-nucleotide messenger RNA. Its product is annotated as toll-like receptor 8. The record is from RefSeq and is a predicted model, not a curated record. Gene Ontology annotation, molecular function: pattern recognition receptor activity; protein binding. NCBI's taxonomy places the organism in Eukaryota, Metazoa, Chordata, Testudines, Dermochelyidae. Bases 473 to 3595 code for a protein of 1040 amino acids. The transcript is spliced from 3 exons. Gene Ontology annotation, biological process: positive regulation of interleukin-6 production; canonical NF-kappaB signal transduction; toll-like receptor signaling pathway. Gene Ontology annotation, cellular component: plasma membrane.
AGUGAGCUGUAGUUCAUGAAAGCUUAUGCUCAAAUAAAUUUGUUAGUCUCUAAGGUGCCACAAGUACUCCUUUUCUUUUUGUGAAUACAGACUAACACGGCUGCUACUCUGAAAUCUGGGUUUAAGCUAACUCAGAGCCUUUUUUGUGACCCAGCAAAUGGACAGGAAUUUCUGUCCAGGUUGGAGUGGAGGGCGGGGGUAAGGCGAGAACCUUGUAGAAGAGUUGGAAAGAUUUUGGCUUACUAGGACUCUAUAAGAUGGCUGGGUCACCACUGAUGGAGAAGUAUUUCAUGCAAACCACUCAGUGAGACGUUUUAUCUAUAUUGCUUAAAAAGAUGUCCUGAAGGCAGAUUUAGUGCCAGUCUACAAUGUAGAAGACCACAUAGGAAAGUGCACAUUCUCUUGACUGCACCACUACACUAGAAUCAUCUAAUUAGUUGCUAGUGUUGAUUCUUCAUUUCUGCAAGUAAAUAUGGUUACCAUGCCCCACAACCUGUUCUUCUUACUCCUCCUGAUUCAACCUGAGUUUGGUCUCUCCACUCAUCAUCAGUGGGUUUCUAAGGACCUACCUUGUAAAAUAAAAACAAAACAGAGUAGCUUCUCCAUUCUCCUUGAUUGCAGUAAACAAAAGCUGAGAGCAGUCCCUCAGGAAAUAUAUACAAAUGUUACUGGCUUGAUAUUGUCUUUCAACUGGAUUGAAGAGAUUUCUAAGAAGGAUUUUCACAACUUUAAGGACCUUACAUUUUUUAAAUUAAACUGGAAUUGGCAUGUUAAGCCAAAAGAAUCUAAUUUUGAUUUGUCUCCAAAACCUUUACAAAUACUAGACGCAACUUUUUCAAACUUAAGACACUUAAAGGAAUUACAUCUUAAUGGCAAUCAACUAACCAGAGUGCCUGCAGGGAUUUCACCUAGCAUUACUUCGCUAAGUCUAAAGUCCAAUAACAUUGUUACUAUUAGCAAGAACACCUUCAAAGAACUCACAAAAUUGAAGGAACUUUAUAUGGACCAGAACUGUUACUAUGGUAAUGCCUGUGAAAAACCUUUCAACAUGGAAGAAGGGGCUCUUUCAGCCCUCACCAGUUUGACUGUGCUGUCACUUUCCUACAACAACUUGACCUGGGUGCCACCCAAACUGCCUGUGUCAUUACAAGAACUUUAUUUGAGUUAUAACAAGAUAAAGAACAUCAGUCAAAAUGAUUUUAAGAAACUAGUUCAUCUAAAAGUUCUUGAUUUAAGUGGGAACUGUCCAAAAUGCUUCAAUACACCUUUUCCAUGUGAACCCUGCACUGGAAACUCUGCCAUUCAAAUACAUCCUCUGGCUUUCCAGAAUCUUAAAAAAUUAAAGACUUUGGUUCUAUCCAGCAUGUCACUCACUAGUGUACCCGCUAUUUGGUUUGAAAAUAUGUCAGAGCUAGAGGUGCUGCACCUUGCAUCUAACUUCUUAAUGAGCGAAAUAGCUACUGGAAAAUUCUUACAGAAUUUAUCUUCUUUAGAGGAACUUGACCUAUCUUUCAACUACCAGAAACAAAUAUACUCACGAUAUCUAAACCUCUCAACGUACUUUUCUUCUCUAGUAUCUCUAAAACGAUUAUAUAUUAAAGGUUAUGUCUUCAAAGAAUUAGAUAAACUGCACUUGGAACCUCUGUUUGCUUUGAGAAAGCUAAAUGUCCUUGACCUUGGAAUAAAUUUUAUUAAAAGAGUUGAUAUGUCUGUCUUCCAGGCUUUUAGAAACCUCACGGAAAUAUACUUGAAAGAAAACAAAAUAUCCCCACAAACAACAGAAAAGCAUGUUUUUUUAAAAUCAUUUGAGAAAGAGGACUAUUUGAUCAAUUAUCAUCGUACCUCGGUGUGGAAAAACAAGUUGAACCCUUCUGUCACAUAUUCUGAUAAAAAAAAGCAAUCAUAUUACUUCCUUAAACAGCUUUGUACCUCAUAUGGCACAGCCUUGGAUUUGAGUUUAAACAAUAUCUUCUUCAUUAACCCAAAUCAGUUUAAAGGCUUUGGGGAUAUAGCUUGUUUGAAUUUGUCUUCAAAUGCCCUUGGGCAGGCUUUCAAUGGCACUGAAUUAAUCUAUUUAUCUAAUCUCAAAUAUUUAGAUCUCUCAUUUAAUAAACUGGAUUUGACCAGUUACUCUGCAUUUAAAGAACUACCUAAUCUAGAGGUAUUAGAUCUUAGCUAUAACAAGCACUAUUUUCUAGUGACAGGUUUUGCACAUCAGCUACUAUUUACUGAAAACCUUCCUAACUUAAAAAUUUUAAAUUUAAGCUGGAAUGACAUUUCUGCACUAACAAAAUUUGAACUAAGGAGUGAUUCCCUUCAAAAACUAGACUUCAAAGGAAACCGUCUUGAUACCUUAUGGAAAAAUGGAGAAAUGAAUCACAUACAAUUGUUUAAGCAUCUAAAAAAGCUGACACAUCUAGACAUCUCAUACAACAGACUUCGAAAUAUCCCCACUAGGGCUUUCCAAAAUCUGCCUCAGAGCUUAACUAAACUGUAUAUAAAUAACAACAAAAUACAUACCCUCAGCUGGGAAAAUCUUAGAUACUUUAAAUCUCUGAAGUUGCUUGACUUAAGUCAGAACAAACUGAAGGCUGUUGAUAUCCAGUACAACUACACACAGUCCCUCCAGACUCUGCUGCUAAGGGAGAACAAGAUUUCCAGGAUUGUUGUUGGGUUGCCUGGGAGAGUCAGCAGCCUCCUGUACCUGGAUUUGAGUUACAACCAACUGCAAGUCUUAAAUCAGUCAACUUUCUUAUCAGGACUUAUACAACAUUUGAACAUUUUAAAAUUAAAAGGGAACCCGUUUGACUGCACCUGCAAAAACAGCAACUUCAUAAGGUGGAUACAGAAAACCAAAACUCCGAUCUCACAAGUAGCAAGAAAUGUAAUUUGCAUGAACCCUGAGGACCAAAGACAGCAUAGCAUUCUCUUGAUUGACCUGCAUGCUUGCAUUCUGGAUAGUGUUGCAGCAAUAUUAUUUUAUAUUUCUUUCUCCACUAUUAUUAGCAUUAUGAUAGUAGCAGUUACUAAAUAUAUAUUUUAUUGGGAUGUCUGGUAUACUUAUCAUUCUUGUAUGGCAAAAAUAAAAGGAUACAAAUCUGUAACCAUAGACAAAGCUCUCUUUGAUGCUUACAUAGCGUAUGAUACUCAGGAUGCAACAGUAACUGACUGGGUAAUAAAUGAGCUACGAUUUCGUCUCGAGGAAAACGGAGACAAGCAAGUUCUGCUUUGUCUGGAGGAAAGGGACUGGGAGCCGGGAAAGGCUGUCAUUGACAACCUUGCACAGAGCAUCCAACACAGCAGAAAGACAAUCUUUGUUCUAACCGAAAGAUAUGUGAAAAAUGGGAACUUCAAAACCGCUUUUUAUAUUGCUCUGCAGAGGCUAAUGGAUGAGAAUACGGAUGUGAUUGUGUUUAUUCUACUGGAGCCGGUGCUACAGCAUUCCCAGUACCUGAGGCUGAGGAGGAGGAUGUGCAAGAGCUCUGUUCUUGACUGGCCUAAGAAUCCACACGCUGAAGGCCUUUUCUGGCAAAGACUAAAAAGUGCAGUGCUAACUGAUAACAGCAUGCAAGAUGAUGGGGUGUACAGUAUAUAGAAAGGGGUUACAACAGCUAGCUUCACUUCUCAAAAAGUAACUUGUGCUUUUCAGUGCCUCAGUAUUUGGGUGCCAAAUUUUAAAUGUAUUAAAAAAAGAGUCCUAAUUUGAGGGGCAGGAGGGUUGUUCAGCAUUUUCUGAAAAUCAGGCUGCUCUAGGUUCUCUCUUGCUGGACAACCAACAUCACUGGUCACCUUUGAAAACUUUGGGUGGUUUUCUUAAAGUUUUAUGGGGUGUACUCUAUGGUAAGUACUUACAGUUGAAUGUACUGGUUACUCUGCUAUAUUGUACUGAAGAAAGUGUGCUUUACAAGGUUAAAGUAAACGAACGGAUAUAAAAUCAUCGUGACAGAAUUAAUAACAUGCACACAUUAAUAACAACAUUAUUGCUGCAUAUAAACGGUAUUUUUUUCUUUCUAUUCCUGUGCUACAUUUUUCAGUAGUGGAAGAAAGUUUAUUCUCUAACAAGGCAAUGUUUGUUCAGACAGUCACUUUUUUCUGUAUCUUUAUAGGCAAUGCAUUUAUUACAACUUUAUUCAUUUAUUUAUUGAAAUUUAUAUAAAUUUGUAUUGAUAAUGAAAUACAACAUUCUAUUAUAAAAUUUAUGUUUACAUAAUAAUUACCUUCAGAAUGUCAACUACUUGGGGGCCAGGCCUUUGUCAGGCAUGGUGCACAUUUAUAAUGCUAUCUUAAUAAUGACACUAGAAAUUUUUUGUGGAGUUGAUGGCUUCUUUGUGUCAUUAUGUCAUUCAGACAUCUGCCAUUGCUUCAUAUUUUUUCUGUUAUACUGUUAGUAAAAUGUCUUUUUAUACUGUAUGAGCCAUAUUAAUUUUUAUAUGUCACACCACCUCAUGUAAAGGAACAGAUAGACUAAUUCUGGCCACUGGCCUAUGCUCCCUAGUAACCAAUCUUCCUUUUUCAUAUUGUCAACUAUAUUUUCUUUAGAAACUGUUCACUAGUGAUUGUAAGAGUAAAUUCAAAAUUGGGCAUAAAGGUUAACAUGCAUAUACUGAGGUAAGAAUAAAUAUCUAGGUAAAUGUAUAAAUAGGAAUGUGCAAGUGUUAUUGAUACAGCGUUAUAGCUAUCAUUUGGUUCACAAACAACUGGUGCAGUAUUUCUAUACUAAGGGAGGAAAGUAGGAUUUGGCGAAGUAUAGAUUUAUACAGGUGUUUGUUGUAGCAAUGUUAUACAUGGAGAAGUACACAAGUGGCUGU